This is a messenger RNA of Polychytrium aggregatum, 2291 nucleotides long. RefSeq lists its product as uncharacterized. The transcript has 2 exons. Gene Ontology annotation, biological process: regulation of transcription by RNA polymerase II. Bases 152 to 2056 code for a protein of 634 amino acids. The record is from RefSeq and is a predicted model, not a curated record. Lineage: Eukaryota; Fungi; Chytridiomycota; Chytridiomycetes; Polychytriales. Gene Ontology annotation, molecular function: protein dimerization activity; RNA polymerase II cis-regulatory region sequence-specific DNA binding; DNA-binding transcription factor activity, RNA polymerase II-specific.
CUUGGCGGCAUCUCACUUGACACCCCCUCCGUUUGGCUGAACCAACGGCAUUCCCGAUCGCACAUCGUCUGUCUCGCUCUGCCGUUUCUUUCCGCUGCUUUCCUUUCCUUUCCUUUCCGUCACCCGCUCGCAUCUGUCCAUCCACGCACCAAUGGACUCGUCCUCUGCCUUCCUCUCCGAUGCCGCGGCCAAACCACCGCAGUUCUUCACGCUGCCUGGAUCAUCUCCCACCCCGGCCCAUCACCUGGUGUCGUCCUCCCUCGGCAUGCUCCAGCCGCCCAUCUCGCCAAAGCUCCAACGACCCAUCUCGCCAAAGCUGCAGCCGUCCUUCCUCUUGCAUUCGCCACUGCUCAACACACCCGUCGAUCCCCUGUCGGCUCGUUUCUUUGGUGUCCGAGAAAACGGCAUGGCCAUGCCUGAGCUUUCGCUUGACGCUGGCUCCGUCAUGGCCACAAAGCCCGAGCUCGGCCCGCCUGGCGACUUUGAGAGCAUCUCGAUCCCGUGUCCCAUGUCGCCGUCGCUGCUGACCUUGCAGGAUAUCAAUGUCACCUCGGACUCGCAGAUCCUCUGUCGGGAAGAAUACGAGCUCUUCAGCGAGUUUCUGGACCUGAUCGGCUCUGCCAACUCGGCCAAUACCACCCCGGUUCUGUCCAACAGCUUCCUCGAUCCUGCCCAUAUCAGCCAAGUCAUGGCCACCGACGGCUCGGCGCCUUUCUCGACCCCGCUCAAAACAUCUGGCUCGCUGCCAGUGCCGUUUGCACCGUCAGGCCCUGGUCUCGUCUCAAAGUCUUCGCAACUUGCCUGGAACGCCCAGACACCGACAGCCCCGUGGCCGAUGCUGCCAGACAACUCCACAUUCUCUGGCCAGCCCAAUGCAUCCAAUCCCAUGUCGCUUGCCCAGUCUCGCUCCAAUGCCCACCUCGACUCCAUUACCCUCACCCAACCGUACGAAUCCAUGAAGCAACACAUGUUCCAGCCGGACCCCUUCAAGUCGUUCCAGCAGCGCCUCAACCACUUUGCCCAGCAGCUUGCGCCGCAGGUCCAGACUCCCUCACUCAUGACCGAUGCUUUCCAGGGUCUCAGCAGCUCGAUCCACCAGCCAGCCCAGAACCCGUCGCUGGGUCCUGGCAUGGGCUUUGGCGUUGCUGGGGAUAAGCCCUACUCGGGCGACGUAUCCUCCGGCAUCUCGUCGCUGGUUUCGGCCUUUGGCUCGGACAUGUCCCAUUCGGGCACCUCGUCCUCCAUGAACUCGUCUCAAUCACUAUACCUUGUCCCGCAAUCUCCGCAAGAUCCCAGUCCACUGCAACCGCUGCUGGACCACAUCAACACCCUCAAGGGCAGCCAAGACUCUCUGUCAUCUGUGCUGCCUUCCGCAUCCAGCCCGCAUUCGUCGUCUGCCCUGCAAAUGUCCCAGCCACAGCCCCCGCGACGGACAUAUGUCAAGCGGAAAGUCACCGAUCCGCAAGCCAAGACGACCAAGAGGCUCAAGUCGGUCUCGCCGCCGGCAUCAUCAUCAAACGACAACGGCGACAAGCUCUCCGAGACCGAGUCAUCGCUGCCCGAGACUCCGGACGGCACGGCUGUCAAGCCCGAGUCUGUCGACGGAGCCGCAGAUUUCCUGGAUGACGGUCUGAAGAAGAAGGACGGAGCCUCGCGCAAGCGGCGGGAGCUCCUCACCGAGCAGGAGAAAAAGUUCAACCACAUCAUGUCGGAACAGCGGCGACGAAACUUGAUUCGCGAAGGCUUCGAGACUCUGAACCAGAUCGUUCCGGGCCUGAAGGAAGGCAGCAGCAAGAGCACCAUUCUGAACCGCACGGUCGAGUUCACCAAGGAGCUCGAGACAGAGAACAUGGAGCUGCUCAAGACCCUGCACACGCUGCAGAACCAGCUCCAGCUCAACCGCUUCCGCUCCAGCUUGGCAGCGCCCCAGUUUGGCCGGGUCGGAGGUGCGCUUGCCCCACAAGGCUUCGACGGGAUGGUCUCGACUCUGCCGGCCUUUGGCAGCAUGGAUAUCCCGGUCUCCGGCGAAAAGUCAUGGAUUCACUCGACGCUGUAGCCAGCCCGGCAAAUGCCAUGCCGCCUGGGCAACGGGUGCCCUGUCCGACUGCCGGGGCUGGAUUGCUUGUCCGAGGAGCCGGCUGGCGUGUUGUCCGACGAUCCUGAUACGAUGGUGCUGAGUCUGCUGCUGGCCAGGACGAGAUAGAGAAGCGCGACAAUUGUUAGACGAUGCAUUAUAUGUUGAUAUGUACAUCUAUGUUGGUAAUCAUCAGUGCCCCCCUUCCUUCCUUUCC